CCCCCUGCUCCCCCCUCCCCCCGCAAUUAAACCAAAGACAAUGGUGCACUGUGCCGGCUGCAAAAGGCCCAUCCUGGACCGAUUUCUGUUGAACGUGCUGGACAGGGCCUGGCAUGUGAAGUGCGUCCAGUGCUGUGAAUGUAAAUGCAACCUGACCGAGAAAUGCUUCUCCCGGGAGGGCAAGCUCUACUGCAAGAACGACUUCUUUCGGUGUUUCGGUACCAAAUGCGCCGGGUGCGCACAGGGCAUCUCCCCCAGUGACCUGGUACGGAGGGCACGAAGCAAGGUGUUCCACCUGAAUUGUUUCACCUGUAUGAUGUGUAACAAGCAGCUGUCCACUGGGGAGGAGCUCUACAUUAUAGACGAGAAUAAAUUCGUCUGUAAAGAAGAUUACCUAAGUAACAGCAGCGCCGCCAAAGAGAACAGCCUGCACUCGGCCACAACGGGAAGUGACCCCAGUUUGUCCCCGGACUCCCAAGACCCGUCCCAGGAUGACGCCAAGGACUCGGAAAGCGCCAAUGUAUCGGACAAAGAGACGGGUAGCAACGAGAAUGACGACCAGAACCUGGGUGCGAAGCGGAGGGGGCCACGCACCACUAUCAAGGCCAAGCAGCUGGAGACACUCAAGGCUGCCUUCGCCGCCACACCUAAGCCCACUCGUCACAUUCGGGAGCAGCUGGCACAGGAGACCGGCCUCAACAUGCGGGUCAUCCAGGUCUGGUUCCAGAACCGACGUUCCAAAGAGCGGCGAAUGAAACAGUUGAGCGCUCUGGGAGCCCGGCGCCACGCCUUCUUCCGCAGCCCACGCAGGAUGAGGCCGCUAGUGGACCGGCUGGAGCCAGGGGAGCUCAUCCCCAACGGGCCCUUCUCCUUCUACGGAGAUUACCAGAGCGAGUACUACGGCCCCGGGGGCAACUACGACUUCUUCCCGCAAGGCCCGCCUUCGUCGCAGGCGCAGACCCCCGUGGACUUGCCCUUCGUGCCGUCGUCCGGCCCGUCGGGGACACCCCUGGGAGGCUUGGAUCAUCCCCUGCCUGGCCACCACCCGUCCAGUGAGGCUCAGCGUUUCACCGACAUUCUGGCCCAUCCGCCUGGAGACUCUCCGAGCCCGGAGCCUAAUCUCCCUGGACCCCUGCACUCCAUGUCAGCCGAAGUUUUCGGCCCCAGCCCGCCCUUCUCUUCGCUGUCAGUCAACGGUGGGGCGAGCUAUGGUAACCACCUUUCCCACCCUCCCGAAAUGAAUGAAGCGGCGGUGUGGUAGCCGGGGCCUCUCCUGAGCCAAGCUGCCUGCCGCCUCUGGACUUGCGUGGUUGUACAGAAACGAGUCGUUAUUAAAAACACACACACAUAAUAACAAAACAAACAAAAUCACAAAAACAGAACCAGCCCCCAAGCAACUUCCUCUCUUUCCGCUGGAGAGACCGAUCUCUUCACUGAGGUUUGGUAGGAAGGGAAGAGAAGACUUGGGGGUGACUGCGAAUUGAGAUCCGAAUGCACCCUGAGAUGGGGUUGGAGUCCCAGCCCCGGGGGCAACGUGCAGGUCUUGGGGUGAGUGAACCAGACUAAGGCGCAAACUCAAAAACGUUCCCCAAUCCGCGUAAAAACUCAAGGAGCCGAGCUUCCGCCGGCAUUCCAGAGAGCUCGCGGAAGGUCGAGGCGAGUUGUAAGGAUUAGCCCAGCUAAGGACAGCUCGGGCCAGCUCCCGGGAGGCGAUGAGGGUGACGAUCGGCCGGUCUAACCGGCGCCCAGGAUGCACGGAGUGGAGAGGAAGGAGGCCGGCACAAGUCGAAAAUCAAACUCGUUGCGAACAUCAGAGGAAACGAAGCGUAGCGAAUCCGAGUCAGGGAGGGGGAAAAGGCCGGCUCUGGAGCAUUCAUUUCUGGGCUAGGAUGAACGAAGCGUCUUUUAGCUCUCGGAAACCCUCGAUUAGUUUUUGUCUCUCAGAGUUUACUAGCAUCGACAAACAACAAACUUUUAGCUUCAGAAACACCGACCUGCUGUGCAUCAGGUGGGACAUAUUUUUUUGUCUGUCUGUCUGUCUAUCCGGUUCUUUUCGGCCAAAAUAACAGAAAUAGGAAAUGCCCUCAGCAUCAACUCUACCUUCAAAUGUUAUACACACACACACACACACACACACACACACACACUCACACCCCACCCUCAUUAGGAUGAUCUCCAGCCAGACCUCUCACUAAAAUGACUUGAAACAACGGCUAUACAAGAAAGUAUUCUACCUUCAUGAAAAAAGUUUAAAAAAAAAAAACAAAAUAAAGACUAUUGAACUAAAAAAAA
Dromiciops gliroides (monito del monte) is the source of this 2292-nucleotide messenger RNA. RefSeq names its product LIM homeobox 1 (gene LHX1). NCBI's taxonomy places the organism in Eukaryota, Metazoa, Chordata, Mammalia, Microbiotheria, Microbiotheriidae. Gene Ontology annotation, cellular component: nucleus. The transcript is spliced from 5 exons. Gene Ontology annotation, biological process: regulation of transcription by RNA polymerase II; neuron differentiation. The coding region runs from base 41 to 1261 and encodes 406 amino acids. Gene Ontology annotation, molecular function: RNA polymerase II transcription regulatory region sequence-specific DNA binding; DNA-binding transcription factor activity, RNA polymerase II-specific. The record is from RefSeq and is a predicted model, not a curated record.